CUGUGGUCGCCGGUGACGUCGCUGUCCUCUCCCUCCCUCUUUCUCUCGUCACGGUGUUGUUCGGGAAGGUGGAGGUGGUGGUGGCGCGGCGCUCUCGUUUUCUUUCGCCUCCUUCUAGUGAAAGACGCAGUUAGGUUUUAUCCGACGCGAGGGGAGGGAGGACGACGUUUUUCCUUCACCGCCAAACCGACCGAGACGAGCUGAAGGGCGGACCGCACCGAGAGGCAGAGCCCGAGACCGGCUGCGGAGCUGCACGUCCGCCGCUUUCUUCUAACACGACCGCAGUUGGUCAUUGAUUUAUUUUCCCCGUGGCCCCCCGGGCAUCUCUCGGCUCCUCCGAGUGUUACCCCCGACUGGCUCUGUUUCCGGGACAGUAACUACUGGUUUGACCCGUGACGCCCAGAAUCAUUACAUUAGCUAGCUAACAGGAAAACACAGACUCCCCCUCUCCCCCCCUCAACUCAGCCCGCGGCGGCGGGGACGCGGGGAGCCCACGGCUGUUAUCAGCCCAUACCAGUCGCCCCUCGGUGGACGUGUUUUCCUCUUCCUCCUCUCCCUUUUUCUCGCCAAGAGACGAUGCAGCUGAAAGUAAACUGGUGACCACCGGGAUUGUUUCGUCGACGAUGCAGCCAGUGCCCACCGGAAUGGUUCGAUAGCGUCUGCGGGGAGGGGGGGGGAGGGGGGGUCUGGGGGGGGAAGUGAAAAGCGGAGCGGGGGUCUCAGUCUGGGCUGUUGUUUUAUUUAUUUGUCCUCAGAUGAGGCUGGGUUCGUACCAACAACGCCGAUCAGUCAUGAUGUGGCUGUAGCUUAACAGGUUGUUUUUUUUAACGUAUCAGUUUAAGCUGGAUCACUGUCCCGGUGAUCUGUGCUGCCUUCAUGGACCGUGACAAUGAGGAUUGUAUGAGAAGCUGUUUCCCCCCCUGAUGCACGGAGCCUGACGUGAGUGACAACCAGGCCGAUCUGUGGGGUGGGUUUUUUUUUUGUACCCAGCGUGAACACAAGCCCACCGGCUACUUAUUGUGUUUUUUUCCUGCUGGACGGCGGAGAGCACUCAGGGACGAACAUGUCUUUACGCACGGCGCCGCCUGGGAACGAGCGGAACCCGGACCAUCAUACCUCCCUGUCGGCCAGCCGCUCAGAGAAGGGUACUGGCUGGUCAAGCCGCUCUCUUGGUGCCCGAUGUCGUAACUCCAUCGCCUUGUGUUCGGACGAGCAGCCGCACAUUGGAAACUACCGGCUGCUCAAAACCAUCGGCAAGGGCAACUUUGCCAAGGUCAAACUGGCUCGGCACAUAUUGACUGGCAGAGAGGUUGCAAUAAAGAUCAUCGAUAAAACACAACUCAACCCAACCAGCCUACAGAAGCUGUUUCGAGAGGUACGCAUCAUGAAAACGCUCAACCAUCCCAACAUAGUGCAGCUGUUUGAGGUGAUUGAGACAGAGAAGACUCUCUACCUGAUAAUGGAGUACGCCAGCGGAGGCGAAGUGUUCGACUACCUCGUGGCUCGUGGCAGAAUGAAGGAGAAAGAGGCCAGAGCUAAGUUCAGACAGAUUGUGUCAGCAGUACACUACUGUCAUCAGAAGAACAUUGUUCACAGAGACUUGAAGGCGGAGAACUUGCUUCUAGAUGCAGACGCCAACAUAAAAAUAGCUGACUUCGGCUUCAGUAACGAGUUUACUGCAGGCAGUAAACUGGACACGUUCUGUGGCUCUCCGCCCUACGCUGCCCCGGAGCUCUUCCAGGGCAAGAAGUACGAUGGCCCAGAGGUGGACAUCUGGAGCCUGGGGGUCAUCUUGUACACGUUGGUCAGUGGGUCGUUGCCCUUUGAUGGACAGAACCUAAAGGAGCUGCGGGAGCGCGUUUUGAGGGGGAAGUAUCGCGUGCCCUUCUACAUGUCCACAGACUGUGAGGGAAUCCUGCGCCGCUUCCUCGUCCUCAACCCUGCCAAGCGCUGCUCACUGGAGCAAAUAAUGAAAGAUAAGUGGAUCAAUGUCGGCUUUGACAGCGAGGAGCUGAAGCCCCACGCAGAGCCGGUGGAAGACAUCAGCGACACUGGUCGCAUCGAUGUUAUGGUUGGGAUGGGCUUCACCAGAGACGAGAUCAACGAUUCUCUGGUCAGUCAGAAAUACAAUGAGAUCACCGCCACAUACCUGUUGCUGGGACGCAAGAACGAGACUGACGGCAAUGAGUCUCAGACUGGCAGCAGUCUGAGUCUAGCUCGAGUCCGGCCCGGCACCAUCAUCAACGGAACCAGCAAACACUCCACCUCCUCUUCCUCCUCUGGUGCACCUUCUUCCUCCUCUGGCCACAAGGCACAGCGCAGCGCCUCAACAUACCACCGCCAGAGGCGACAUUCUGACUUCUGUGGUCCAGCGGUCCCAGUGUCCACGCACCCCAAACGGAGUCCCAGUGGUGUAGGCGAAGGUGCGGGUCUCAAAGAGGAACGGAUGUCAAUUCGCAAGCCGACCACAAACACCACCGGCUCCCGUAGCAUCCCAACCCCCUCUAGUCCCAUGGUCAGCUCCGCUCACAAUCCAAAUAAGGCCGAGAUACCUGACAGGCGCAAGGAAGUGAACUCAACCGCAAAUAACAACCCUGCCAGUGCCAUGACUCGAAGAAACACGUACGUCUGCACAGACCGGUCCAGCACCGACAGACACACACUGCUGCAAAACGGCAAGGAAAACAGUACCUUAUCCCGGCGCCUUCCCCCUGCCUCCCCUUCCACCCACAGCAUCGCCGGCGCCUCUGGGACCUCCUCUUCAUCCUCCACCCCCUCCUCCCGCCUCUCCAGGGGAUCCAGUGUAAGGAGCACUUUCCACGGAGGGCAGAUAAGGGACCGUCGUCCUCCCUCCCACGCACCCUCAGCUUCCCCGACGCCGUCACACGACGCCAGCCCACUGCCCCAUGCCAGGACCCGGGCCACGAGCAACCUGCUGAGCAAUCUCGCCUCCAAGUUGACCCGCAGGGUCACUCUUGACCCUACUAAACGUCAGAGCUCAAACAAGUCCAUGUCGGGUUGCACCCUCCCACAGGGGACAAAAACAGUUAGGUCACAGACGAACCUGAGAGAAUCAGCAGAUCUCCGGUCACAAGGAUCAUUAGUCUCAGCUCAUCAGCGUGUUACUAAAGGUCUUGUGUACUUCCUCUCAGCGUCAGCUGCUCCAGCAAUGUGUCAGUCUCAGAUUAAAACCAACAGUCGCCAUCUAUCUGGGCAUCAGAAAGCGGCCGAGCCCCGGACCCCCCGAUGCGGCUGGGAUGUGAGGGUGCGGAGCCCCCGCGACCCGGCCGAGGUGGUGCUCGCACUGCGGGAGGCGGCGCAGGGCUGCGGCUGCCAGGUCCACCUGGCCGGGCCUUUCCUCUUGUCCUGCACCCACGGAGCAGCCGGCGCCCGGGUGGCCUUCGAGGCCGAGGUCUGCCAGCUGCCCAGCGGGCUGGGCCAGAGCAGCGGUGUGCGGUUCAAGCGCCUGUGGGGGGCACCAUUAGCCUUCAGAGACAUCGCCACCAAAGUGUCCAAGGAGCUGGAGCUCUGAGGGCGACAGGAGGUGGGGCCUGGUGGACUGGACAGGUUGAUGUGUGAGGAGGAGGAGGAACAAUGAGGCAGACAGCAUUGCCUCCUCCUCUUUUUCCCUGGGCUCCACCUCAUCUGAUGCGGCUUGCGAUGCCUCGCCUCCGCCAAAGACCCUCUUCCUCCUGAUAUCCCACCAAUCACAGCCAGACUAAUGGAUGCACAGACAUGGAAUAGACCGCCAUCUGCAAACCUAUGAUGACCCUCGACCUUGGAGCUGUCAGUGACCUACGACCCUUAAAACCCGUCGCCACUCUCCAUAUUAUGUGAGCCCAUGGAGUCAAACGUUUUUGCUUUCACAAUGUCAUAUUUGCUGAUGAGAAUGAUGGAGACUGAUAAUCUGUUGACGUUGUUUUUCCUGUUGUACCACGUGUCGUCAUUCCUUUUAAAGAGCUGCUAUUUGAAGAAAUGUUUUAAUUUUUGUGUAUUAAAUUGAUUUUCUUCCUUUGAUGCUUUUUAAAUGGGCAGAAGUUUGACAUCUGAUUUCAUCCUCUGAAGCACAUACUGUAUUGAGGGAGUGAAGGCGCAGUCUGAUCUCCGGCCUCUAGAGGGAGACAUGCAGAAACGCCUAGACCUGCGACAGACAGAAUGAAGCACCGUCUCUGCCCAUUGACGAAGCCCAUUUUACUGCUCGGUUGGGAUUUUGAUGUGUGUUUGCAGCAUUUCUGGUCAAGUGUCAUCCUCUAUGCCAGUCACCCACAGUCGCUGACAGACGAGCAAAGCAGAACAUCCGCUGAUAUUUUUACUCCCGAGGACCGGAUCAUUUGAGCUCAAGUUUGCUCCGUACAACAACUCAACUUGGCUCUAUGAUCUGUUCCUCUUUCAAGUUUUCAACAAGCAGAAAUGACUAAAUAUUUUGUUGGUUCAAAGUGCAACAUAGAGUUUAUUUUUACCAACUGUUAACAAAAACAGAUGUCCACCUGGAGUCAUGAUUCUAGUUUUUAUUUUAUUUCACAUUUUUAUUUUUGUCUCAGCUCUGUUUGUUUUGCAGGAGUUUCAAAUCUGGAUGUCGCAUCAAAAAAAAAGAGAGCUAAUAACAGCUAUUAUUCAUCCCUCUACCUACAAGACCAAUACAGAUAUAAUUCAAAACCUGAUCCAACAUGAAGAUAACGACUUGACUUGUUGGUUACUUUGGUCCAGAUGUACUGUAAUCUCUCUCUCUCACUCUCUCUCACACACACACACACACACACAUUUACUGUAGCUCAUGCUUGUUUGGGAUAAAUGGAGGCUUUCACUGACAUAAAAAAAUUAUUUCUCGUAGCACUUUGGCAUAUCUAUUCUGUACCACACGUCAGGAUGCCGUCGCUCUCCUCAGGUGUUUUGCAAUUCAGACUUGAAAAAGCCUUUUAGCUGGGAUCACAUUGUACUGCUCCGGCUGUGUUUUUAAUUCAUCAGCAUUUUUUCUUUUAUCAAAUUGUUCAAACUCACAUUUACAGCCACUGAAAUGGAUAAUUGACACGCUGGCUGCCAAUAUUGUCUUUACUCACAUGCACGUACGUUUGGCUUCUUGGCAUCAUAUAGUACACUCUCAGCACUCCGCUGCAGUGAUGUUUCCAGCUAGAGGUGCCGGUUGACUCCACUGAUGCCACAAAGUCAUAUCAAGGAAACUCCAAUUAUUUUCAAACAAAUUUCAAAAGAAUACAUUUCAAAAUGGUGAUCUGUCUCCACAAGGUUUUGUCAUAUUAAACUGUUUUCUAAUCUAGCCCCCCCUCCCUGUCAACCAAUCAGGCUGCAGCACUGAUGAGAGGUGAAUGACUGUUGACCAAUCACAUGCCAUUAUUGCUGUAAGAGGUGUAUGACUGUUAACGGAUCAGACUCCUGCCUCAUCAUUUAAAACAUGCGCUGCUGUGAGUUGCUGGUGUGUGUCGAGAAUGUGACCUUGAAUGACCUUUUUGGGAAAUUUGACUCUUACGUUUAGUUUUUUUUUUCCAAGAGUUUUUUUUUACAAUUUGCUGCUCGUCCCCAAACAAAUCGACCAAAAGAUUCAGCAGAAACAUAGACUGCACCAGGUGCCGCAUCGAUCACACGUCGCUGCGUCGACCCUGGCGACUCCAAAAAGGUUGUUGUACUUAUAUUGUUACUCUUUAAAAAAAAAAACAAGCAUUUUCAAAGUAUGCAGCAUCUUACAAAAAAUUUAAGUAUAAAGUCAGAUGUCGCAGCACAUUUGUGAUCUUUGCGGCUGUAUGGUCUGUGUGUUCCUCUGUUUUAAAGGGAGAGUUCAGCUGCCGCCACAUCCACCACUGUUUGAAAAUGUAAAGCUGUGAUUUAGGGCUAGUUUUUGCAAUUUUCUUUUUGUGUGUGCGUGUGUGUAAAAACUGGGCCUCACUCUCCGAAACCCGAUGUCUAGACACAGUUAGGGCCAUGCUUUGUAUAGUGUGUUUGAAGCUGUCGCUGUUCUCAACAAAAAACGUAACUUAUGGGCUGAAAUUACGGAAAUGAUCGACCUGCAAUCCUGCAUGUCUCCUAGGAAAUAAUGUGUGACACAAAAAUAAAGACUUUCAACUUCUUUCAUA
Scophthalmus maximus (turbot) is the source of this 6083-nucleotide messenger RNA. RefSeq names its product MAP/microtubule affinity-regulating kinase 4b (gene mark4b). Lineage: Eukaryota; Metazoa; Chordata; Actinopteri; Pleuronectiformes; Scophthalmidae. The record is from RefSeq and is a predicted model, not a curated record. The transcript is spliced from 19 exons. Gene Ontology annotation, biological process: protein phosphorylation; intracellular signal transduction; microtubule cytoskeleton organization. Gene Ontology annotation, molecular function: protein serine/threonine kinase activity; tau-protein kinase activity; ATP binding. Gene Ontology annotation, cellular component: cytoplasm. The coding region runs from base 1064 to 3532 and encodes 822 amino acids.